Molecule: messenger RNA, 516 nt
Organism: Brassica napus (rape)
Lineage: Eukaryota; Viridiplantae; Streptophyta; Magnoliopsida; Brassicales; Brassicaceae
Product: vacuolar protein sorting-associated protein 32 homolog 1-like
Exons: 4
Coding region: 1-339 (112 amino acids)
Biological process (GO): late endosome to vacuole transport via multivesicular body sorting pathway; vesicle budding from membrane
Cellular component (GO): multivesicular body; cytoplasmic side of plasma membrane; ESCRT III complex
Source: RefSeq, a predicted model, not a curated record
AUGGCGGCUAUACAAUGUUUGAAAAGAAAGAGAUUAUAUGAGCAACAAGUUGAACAGCUUGGCAACUUUCAGCUCCGUAUCCAUGAUCAAAUGAUUAUGUUGGAAGGUGCCAAAGCAACAACAGAGACUGUAGAUGCUUUGAGGACUGGUGCUGCUACUAUGAAAGCUAUGCAGAAAGCUACAAACAUUGACGAUGUUGACAAGACGAUGGAUGAGAUCAAUGAGCAAACCGAUAACAUGAAACAGAUCCAGGACGCAUUGUCUGCUCCCUUUGGCUCUGCUGCUGAUUUCGAUGAGGUAAAAUUUCCCCUUUAUUCCCACGAUCAUCAUACUCUUUAGAAACAAACAAUCUCCCCUUCUCUUACAUCCGCUUGGUCUGUAGAUUUAAUCAAAAGUUCAAUUCCAAUAAAAAACAUAUCUUUUAACUAGAUGCUCUUCUUCUCCAUCUUCUUCUUCCUUGUUGAUAACAAACAAUAACUAUACUUGAGGUUAAUUAUGUUGUUUUGGGGAAUUGAC